Molecule: messenger RNA, 1458 nt
Organism: Aegilops tauschii subsp. strangulata
Lineage: Eukaryota; Viridiplantae; Streptophyta; Magnoliopsida; Poales; Poaceae
Source: RefSeq, a predicted model, not a curated record
AUGCCACCGAAGAAGUACGUCAUCCCCCGCGCGGCGGCAACCGCGACCGCCUCCGUCGCCCAGCCGAAGCAGAGGAAGCCGAGGGCGCCGCCGUCCAAGCCACCGGGCAUGCCAAACGCCGAGUGGAGGGUGGAAGUUCGGCGACGGGAGGCUGUCACCGCCGACCGACGGAACAGGGCCAUCGCCAAGAAGGCCUGUGACAACGCGACUCGCGCGGCUGCGGCUGCCGCUUCGGCAGACCAAGCCGAGGCCGAGGCGACUCGCGCGGGGAUGAUGAAUCCACCCGGCAGCCACGCCCAGUACGCUCUCUGGGGCCAGCAAAGCGUCGGCUCUCCGUCGCCGCAGCCAUGGGGAUCGCCCUCGCCGAGCUACGCCGACGGGGACGCGCUCGGUGGGUUCAACCCAAACGUCACCUUCCCCCAUGGACACCCGGCCCAGCGCACGCCCUCGCCCGCCUUCGCCGGCGUGCAGUGCCCUUCAUACAACUACUCGCCGCCCGCCUACGCGUCCUCCCCGACGCCCCAUCACGCCGUUGCGCGCUGCCCUUCUCGCACCUCGGCGACACCGACGAGACCGAGAGCGACAUGGACGACAUCAUCGCGGCAGGUUCGGCCGCGGCCGCCGCGUCUCCCGGGGCGCAAGAAGAAGAAGCGGGCGGCCAGGUCAGGCGAGCCGCGCAUCAAGUGGGCGUCCAAGGAGGAGGAAUGCCUCGCCGAAGCAUGGAAAGUCGCCUGCCUCGACUCGACCACCGGCACGAACCAGAGCAUCGAGACGUACUGGGAUCGCAUCAAGGCCGAGUUCGACGAGCGCAAGCUCGUCGACCCCUACUUCAAAGGCAUCUACAUGCAGCGCGGCUCGAAGGCGAUGGCGAACCAUUGGGGGCUGGGCGGAAGUCCGGCGCACCCUCAACAAGCCAAGGAGACCUACAAGCCGGACGCGCCGACUCCGGGCGCGUCAGAAGGGCGGCCGGACGGCAACAAAGGUGCCAAGAAGGGGAAACACGCCGACGCGGCCACCGCGCGAGUGCAGGAGUCCAUCGAGCACUGCCUCGCCGACGCACAGGCCCGGGCCGUCCUUCGUGAAGAGAAGACCGACAUGCGGUGGUCGGCGUUGAUGUCGAGCAGCGCCGCCAAGCUCGACCUACUCCGGACCAACGUCGCCGCGAAGAAAAGGAACACCGACCUGGCUUUCCUACUGGGCAGGGCGGACAUGCUCCAGAGCAACGACGAGGCGUUCAAGGCGUGGUACUUGGCGGAGCGUGGCCUCAUCCUGAACCAGCUUCCCUCGAGGACGCCGCCCACGCCCACGCCCACGCCGACGCCCCCGCCAAGCCCGAGCAAUGAUGUCGCCGAGACUCCCCGCAGCACAGAAGCCACGUCGACGCCGCCAAGCACAGAGACCCUGCCAAGCCCGCGCACGCCGACUCCGCCGACGCCGGAGGCCGACCUCGCCGUCUGA